Molecule: messenger RNA, 1731 nt
Organism: Emys orbicularis (European pond turtle)
Lineage: Eukaryota; Metazoa; Chordata; Testudines; Emydidae
Gene: CHEK2
Product: checkpoint kinase 2
Exons: 16
Coding region: 1-1731 (576 amino acids)
Biological process (GO): protein phosphorylation; mitotic DNA damage checkpoint signaling
Cellular component (GO): cytoplasm; nucleus
Molecular function (GO): protein binding; protein serine/threonine kinase activity; ATP binding
Source: RefSeq, a predicted model, not a curated record
AUGAGCGGCGAGGUCGGGCUCGGAGUCGGGUCACCAUUCAUUAGGUGCGCGCGCGCGGUAUCUGCAAUCAAGGUUGAGACUUUAGGUGUGUAUCCAAAGCUAAGGCAAAAACAAAAGAAACAACCUCUCUUGGGAUGUCCAGCAGUUUAUCAGAGUACCAAGAUGUCUCGAGAGACUGGAAAUGAAUCCCAGCAAUCUCAAGGUGCCCAGCAGUCUCAGGGUGGUACAAGUUCUUCCUCCAGUGGAUCACAGAGUGCCAGUCAGUCUUCUUCCAGUUCUGGGACCCUCAGUUCUUUGGACACAGUUCCUACUCAGGAACUUCCUUCAAUUCCUGAGGAUCAGGAACCUGAAGAAAUCGUUCCUCAGCCAUGGGGUCGACUCUUUGCACUUGGAAAGGGUUUCUGCAAUUAUGACUGCGUAAAUGACGAGUGUUGGUUUGGCAGAGACAGAAGCUGUGAUUAUAGCUUUGCUAAGCUAGGGUUGACCGAGACAGGCUUAUACCAAAACUACAGCAAGAAGCACUUCCGAAUCUUCAGGGAAAUGGGACCAAAAAACUCCUAUGUUGCCUAUAUUGAGGACCACAGUGCAAAUGGGACUUUUGUAAAUAAAGAGCUCAUUGGGAAAGGGAAAAGGCUCCCAUUGACUCACAAUUCUGAAAUUGCACUGUCUGUACAGACUAACAAAGUGUUUGUAUUUUCUGAUCUUAUGGUGGAUGAUCAGUCGGGGUAUCCCAGAGAAUUGAGAGAGAAAUAUAUUAUGUCAAAGACUUUGGGAAGUGGUGCCUGUGGAGAGGUUAAAUUGGCAUUUGAGAGGACCACGUGUAACAAAGUUGCUGUAAAGAUAAUCAAUAAACGGAGAUUUAUAACAAGCGCUGUGAGAGACACAGAUCCAGCUUUUAAUGUUAAUACAGAAAUUGAGAUUUUGAAGAAAAUAAAUCAUCCCUGCUUAAUCAAGAUAAAAAACUUCUUUGAUGCAGAAGAUUAUUACAUUGUUUUGGAAUUGAUGGAAGGAGGAGAGUUAUAUGACAGAGUGUCGAGAUCAACCAAGAUGAAAGAAGCUACCUGCAAGCUCUAUUUUUAUCAGAUGCUGUUGGCUGUAAAGUAUCUUCAUGAAAAUGGUAUUAUACAUCGGGAUCUAAAGCCAGAGAAUGUGCUACUUUCAUCUUCUGAGGAAACUUGUCUUAUAAAGAUUACAGAUUUUGGACAAUCCAAGAUUCUUGGAGAAUCAUCACUUAUGAGAACGUUAUGUGGUACUCCCACGUAUCUCGCCCCUGAAGUUCUCAAUUCACUUGGGACAGCUGGGUAUAGCCGUGCUGUGGAUUGCUGGAGUUUAGGAGUUAUUCUUUUUGUAUGCCUGUGUGGAUAUCCACCAUUCAAUGAACAAAACACUCAGCUAUGUCUGAAAGAUCAAAUUACCCGUGGAGAAUACACAUUUAUUCCAAGAGAAUGGAAGCAUGUGUCAGAUAUGGCUUUGGAUCUUGUGAAGAAGCUGUUAGUAGUGGAUCCAAAUAAACGUCUUACAACGGAAAAAGCCUUAGAACAUCCCUGGCUUCAGGAUGAAAGUAUGAAGAGCACAUUUCAAGAGCUACUCUCACAAAUAAGAGUCUCUAUGCAUCCACCACAGACAUCAAGACUGCCAACCACAACCCGAAAACGUCCCCAUGAAAAGGAAGAGGAAUCUGGCUCUUCUAAGCACGCUGUUCCUUCUACGUCAUUUCAGGAAAAAAAGUGA